CUAAUUGAAGUUCUGACCCACUCCGCUGCGUUACCGGGCUAUCAGAUUCAACAACUGCUUGGCUGUAAAGCGCAGCAACCAUCGGAGAAGAUAACAAGACCCGAACUGUAACCGAUUCCGCAAAGCCUACGGAAUACAGCUUGGCUUUUGGCAGUUUCACGGCGGCCAUCCACACAACGCGAUCUGAAGCUCAACCGCGCCUUGACCCAUCCACAUACUGUUCACAAACCCGCUGGAAGACUUGCAAGGUUCGAGGAAGUCAUACCCUCGUUAGUGCUGCAGAUGCCGUUGCCCGAGUCAGCCGAGUGGGAGCUUCCCAGGCUGCGUGCUUCCUUCAUCUUCCAGGACGACUGCAAGUACCUUUCCAAGGACCAGGUAGCAAGCCAAGACCUGGCCGAGUUCUUCGACGUCAAGUUCUACCCCUACAACCCUCCGGGCGCCCCUCCAAUAUUUGCGGCAACAAGCAAGAAGCAUGCGGUGAUCUGCCGGUUGACACAAACAACGGACAAAGACACGAAUCCGUGCGAGAUAAUACAACUUAUCCGGGACGAGAGCGACGCCGCGAACUGCGCCAGCUGCUGGUCGAAGGACCCAGUCACGCAUGAAGCGUGGCUCUGCGUCGCCGGCAACGAUUACAACAUCAAAGUGUACAAUGUGAAGCAGGGGAAGCUGGUCAGGACACUUGUCGGCCAUGGCGGAGGCAUCAACGAUCUCGCUACCUCUCCUGAUAACCCGCUGAUCAUAGCCUCGGCAUCCGACGACACAACCAUCAGAAUAUGGAGCCUGGCAGCCGCCCACGAGAAGCAGUCCUGCGUCUGCAUCCUCGGCGGUGAAGGUCAUUCAUACGACUUGCUGAGUGUAGCGUUCCAUAACAAUGGUCGUUAUGUGCUUUCCGCAGGCCACGACCAAGUCAUCAACCUCUGGGCUCUUCCAGAAUUCCCUUCGGGACACGUCGACGUACCCAUUGUGAUUCACUAUCCGCAUUUCUCCUCUUCUGAAAUCCACCACAACCUCGUAGACUGCGUAGCCUUCUACGGCGACCUGAUCCUUUCGCGGGCCUGCCACGAAGACACGAUCGUGCUCUGGCAGAUCGAGGGCUUCUCGUCGGCGGACCCGAUCCCGGACCCGCUGGACGCGCCGACGCCGACCGACAUGGCCAAGCAGACGCGGUCCUACUUCGCGCCGACGCUGUCGCCGUCGUCGCGCCCGGCCAUGUUCACGCGCCUGGCCCAGUUCCACACGCCCGACUGCGGCGUGCAGUUCUUCAUGCGCUUCCGCGUCUUCCACGCCCCCGGCAAGCACCCCAUCCUGGCCUUCGCCAACGCCAAGUCGCGCACCUUCUUCUGGGACCUCGCCCGCUUCGGCUCCUACCGCGCCUACAUGGCCGACCUGAAGGAGGCGCAGCAGCGCGCCAGCCGGCAGCCGCUCGCGGGGGCGGACGCCGCCGCUGCCGUGCCGAAGCCGUCCUGGCUGGUGGUCAAGCGCGGGAAGAAGACGCCCGCCGGCGCCACCGCCUCCGCCGCGACUUCCCAGGCGGCAGCGGCGGGGGACGGCACGGCGAGCCUGCGGUCGCUCUCGUUUGCCGUCGGCGGCGACAAGGAGUCGAUGGUCUCGGCCAGCCCGGACCCGGAGAGCGCGGCCGUGCUGGGCGGCUACACGCGCGAGACGCUGCAGGCGUGGGCCGAGAUGUACGACCUGUCGAACCCGGUGGGCUACGUCAAGGCGCACCGCACGCUGCAGAUCGACGGCGGGUUCGUCGGCAGGCAGGUCGGCUGGAGCCCCGAGGGCGAGUGGUGCGUCGUGGUCGGGAACGGGAACCGCGCGCUCAUCUACCAGCGCUGGGGCAAGGAGAAGGGGAUUGCCAUGCAAGUGGGCUGAAAUGUCUUGUUCUAGUUUGGUUCUGUAGUCGU
Messenger RNA from Thermothielavioides terrestris NRRL 8126, 1910 nucleotides. RefSeq lists its product as uncharacterized. Lineage: Eukaryota; Fungi; Ascomycota; Sordariomycetes; Sordariales; Chaetomiaceae. Gene Ontology annotation, cellular component: ESC/E(Z) complex. The transcript is spliced from 10 exons. Gene Ontology annotation, molecular function: protein binding; nucleosome binding. The record is from RefSeq and is a predicted model, not a curated record. Gene Ontology annotation, biological process: negative regulation of transcription by RNA polymerase II. Bases 283 to 1878 code for a protein of 531 amino acids.